Ceraceosorus bombacis is the source of this 4008-nucleotide messenger RNA. NCBI's taxonomy places the organism in Eukaryota, Fungi, Basidiomycota, Exobasidiomycetes, Ceraceosorales, Ceraceosoraceae. The record is from the annotation of a GenBank genome assembly.
AUGCCGUCGGAGCAGGAUGAGAUUUACAGGCUGGAGCUGCUAUCGCUGGUGUCCAAGAUCUCCAACGAGCUGCUGAACCACACCGGCAUCAAUGACCGCGUCCUCGCAGAGUUCAUCCUCUCCCUCCACGAUGACGCCAAAUCUCUGGCAGAGUUCAAAGCGGCGCUUCAAGGCGUUGGCGCUUCUUUUCCCGAUUCCUUUGUGCAAUCAUUGGAUCGACUCAUCAUGGCGCUGCACCCAAAGCACAAGAAGGGCAAUGCUGCAGCGGCGUCCAGCAGCGCUGCGGCUGGUGGCGCAUCUGCUCCCGCUUCCAGCUCCAACAAGGACAAGGCCGAGUCGAUGAUGAGCGCAGAGGAGAAGCAGCUGGAUGCGGAAAAGGAGAGGCAGAGGCGCAUGUAUCCCGGCUUGGCCCUUGCAGAUUCUGCUUGGGCAGCUCCUCGCCAGGACAGCCAAGAGGAGAUCGAGCAGAGGAGGCGCGCGCAGCUCAAAAUGCAAGAGGAGGAGGAGCGACGCAAAGAGGCGCUGGAUGGCGGCGGCGCUGGCAGAAACGGGGACGACACGAUGCGCGACUUGGAAAGGCUGGCUGAUCGCAAUGGCAGGCGAGAGGAGGAUGCGCCAAAGAGGAGAUGGGGCAAGCGAGAGUCUCCUGACUACAAUGCAGGCAAAAGACGCGACUCUCGCAGCCCGCCACGUAGGAAUGGCGAUCGAUACGACGCACCACCGCCCGUGAGGGGGCGCGACGAAAGGCCAAGGCAGGCUCCAGGCGGCUACGGCAGACAGGCGCUCGAUGACAAGCCUGUGCUGUACAAGAUUUACAGUGGCAAAGUCAGCGGCAUGAAGGACUUUGGUGCUUUUGUCUCACUCGAGGGCGUGCAAGGUCGUCACGAGGGCAUGGUGCACAUUGGCUCCAUAGGAGGCUCGCGCCUCACCCAUCCUUCGGAGGCCCUGUCUCGCGGGCAGCCGGUCAAAGUCAAAGUCAUGUCUGUGGCUGGCAACAGGCUCGGUCUCAGCAUGAAGGAUGUCGAUCAAGCCACCGGCAAGGACUUGUCUCCGCACCUACGUCUCAAGACCGAGGCUGAGCUUGCAGCGGAGCGCGAAAAGCUCAAUGCAAGAGCCAUGACCGGAUCCAACAUGGCACCGCUGGGUCGUCGCGGGGACGGUGGCAAGGCGCCGCCAUCAUUUGAGGAUGAUGCGCCUGGCAGCAACACCGCCAAGCGUCUGACGAGCCCGGAGCGGUGGGAGCUCAAGCAGCUCAUCGCGUCUGGCGUUGCUAAAGCGAGCGAUUAUCCCGAACUGAUGGAAGAAGAGACAUUUGCCACGCCUGCGAGUAAUCGCGCUGGCAUGAACAACCCAGACGAAGAGGUGGACAUUGAAGUCAAUGAGCGCGAGGCGCCUUUCUUGGCUGGCCAGACAGGCGCCAGCUUGGAGUUGUCGCCAGUCAAGAUCGUCAAGGCGCCAGAUGGCGCCCUGAAUCGUGCUGCACUAGCCGGAGCUUCUUUGGCCAAGGAGCGACGCGAGCUGAAACAGCAAGAAAUCAAUGAUGAGGCGGAUGCUGAAGCUCGCGACAUGUCUUCGGGAUGGAACGAUCCAAUGGCGCAGCAAGGCGACAGAACCUUUGCGAUGGAUCGUCGGGGCGAAAUUCUCGGGCAGAAAGCGUCAGACCAGCCUGCAUGGAAAAAGGAGACCUUCAACAAGGCGACCACGUUUGGCAAAGUGACCAGCCUUAGCAUCCAGGAGCAACGGCAGAGCCUCCCCAUCUUCAAGUUGCGACAAGAGCUGAUACAGGCUAUCAAGGAUGUGAGUUUGGCUUGGUCAACAACCCUCGGUGUCCUCGCUGACCUUGUUUGCCCUUGCACGAAUUUCAGAAUCAAGUCCUCAUCGUCGUCGGAGAUACGGGCUCAGGCAAGACCACGCAAAUGUGCCAGUAUCUUGCCGAGGAAGGCUUUGCAGACAGGGGCAAGAUUGGCUGUACGCAGCCGCGUCGUGUCGCUGCUGUUUCGGUGGCCAAGCGCGUGGCUGAGGAAGUGGGAUGUCGAGUCGGUCAAGAGGUUGGUUAUACGAUCCGUUUUGAAGGUGAGUUGUCUUCUCUUCGGCAUCAGCUGGGUCUGCAGCACUGAUGCAGUCCAACUCGCUGCCGCAGACUGCACAUCACCCGAAACGCGCAUCAAGUACAUGACGGACGGUAUGCUGCAGCGUGAAUGUCUCAUCGAUCCAGACGCAAGCCAAUACUCCGUCAUUGUCCUCGACGAAGCGCACGAGCGAACGAUUGCCACCGAUGUUUUGUUCGGUCUCUUGAAGAAGACCCUCAAGAGGCGGCCAGAGAUGAAGCUGAUUGUCACCUCUGCCACAUUAGAUGCCGAGAAAUUCUCGAGCUACUUCUUCGACUGCCCCAUCUUCACCAUUCCAGGCAGAACGUAUAAAGUGGAGGUGCUCUACACCAAGGAGCCUGAGUCAGAUUAUCUCGACGCUGCGCUCAUCACCGUGAUGCAGAUUCAUCUCUCCGAGCCUCCUGGAGACAUUCUCGUCUUCCUCACCGGUCAAGAGGAGAUCGACACGUCGUGUGAAAUACUCUUUGAGCGCAUGCGAGCUCUCGGGCCCAGUGUGCCAGAGCUACUCAUCCUGCCAGUCUACUCUGCCUUGCCCUCGGAGAUGCAGACGCGCAUUUUCGAACCCGCACCCCCGGGUGCUCGAAAGGUGGUAUUGGCUACGAAUAUUGCGGAGACCAGCAUCACCAUCGAUGGUGUAUACUACGUCAUCGACCCUGGAUUCGUCAAGCAAAAUGCGUACGACGCGCGUCUCGGAAUGGACAGCCUGGUCGUCACGGUGAGUUGUCUGCUGAUUUGUCUUGCGGUCUGUCCCUGCUCACGCACUUUGAUUUUCAGCCCAUCUCUCAAGCUCAAGCACGCCAGCGCGCUGGUCGCGCAGGACGGACAGGACCCGGAAAGUGCUACCGUCUCUACACUGAAGCGGCGUACCGCAACGAGAUGCUACCGAAUCCCAUUCCAGAUAUUCAGCGACAGAAUUUGGCUUCUACCAUCCUAAUGCUGAAGGCCAUGGGUAUCAAUGAUCUCAUCAACUUUGACUUUAUGGAUCCACCUCCAGCACAGACGCUCUUGACUGCUCUCGAGGCCCUGUACGCUCUAUCGGCGCUCGACGAUGAAGGUCUGCUCACACGACUCGGUCGAAAGAUGGCAGACUUUCCCAUGGAGCCGCAGCAAGCCAAGAUGCUCAUUGCCAGCGUCGAUCUCGGCUGCUCUGAAGAGUGUUUGAGCAUCAUUGCUAUGCUCAGUGUUCAAAACGUCUUCUACCGGCCCAAGGAGAAGCAAGCUCAGGCGGACGCGAAGAAGGCCAAGUGUAAGUGCGGCCCAGUCACAUUCUCUCACAGCAGACACUCUGACACCCUCGCACGCCCUCGUUACAGUCUUUCAACCCGAGGGUGACCAUCUGACUCUGCUUACAGUCUACAAUGGUUGGGCUGCGUCCAAAUUUUCGUUGCCUUGGUGUAUGGACAACUUCGUCCAAGGAAGAUCUAUGCGGCGUGCGCAGGAUGUGCGAAAGCAGCUGCUCGGUAUCAUGGAUCGCUACUCUCACGAUAUCAUAUCCUGUGGAAAGAAUUUCAAUCGAGUGCGACGCGCCAUUUGCUCCGGCUUCUUCCGCAAUGCUGCAAAGAAGGACCCUCAGGAAGGCUACAAGUGCUUGGCAGAAGGUGGCGGCACGGUCUACAUUCACCCUUCUUCAUCAUUAUUCAACCGCGCUCCAGAGAUGGUCAUCUACCACGAGGUGGUGUUGACUACGCGCGAGUACAUGCGGGAAUGUUGCGCCAUCGAGCCAAAGUGGCUCGUCGAAGUUGCGCCGAGAUACUUUCGCCAAGCGGACCCGUCUCAGAUCUCGAAGCGCAAGCGCGCAGAGAAGGUGCAGCCCUUGUUCGACAAGUACGCGGAGCAUCAAGACGCUUGGCGUAUCUCCAAGGUCAAGAGAGCUGGCAGAGGUACUGUCACAUUCGGAUGA